Messenger RNA from Eutrema salsugineum, 2536 nucleotides. RefSeq names its product glutamic acid-rich protein. The transcript has 11 exons. Lineage: Eukaryota; Viridiplantae; Streptophyta; Magnoliopsida; Brassicales; Brassicaceae. The record is from RefSeq and is a predicted model, not a curated record. The coding region runs from base 15 to 2294 and encodes 759 amino acids.
GAUUACCAUAAGAGAUGGAUCGCGACGAGCAAAUCUCCGAUUUAUGUACUGGAUCUGAAAAUUUUGGAUUCGAAGUUGCCGAGAGGGAAGAUUCGGGAAAGCCUGGAUUGGAGUCUGCGAAGGGUUUCGAUGGGUCUGAGGAAGAAGAUGGGCUGCGAUCUAAUCUCGAGGGUUUGGGUGUGGAUGAUGGAAUUAGCGCCAGGAAGGCUCUUGAUUUUGAUUUUGUGCCUGAGAUUAAUCCCGCGAUUGAAGAUUUGGGCGAGAAAGGUGAAGACGAAAUCUCUGAUUUGGAGACCAGAGAGAAAAUCAGCGUUCCGGAAACGAAGGAAGCUGGAAAGGAGCGGCCGCUUUUCGAGACGAGUGUGCCUGAGUUUGAUACCGUACUUGAGGAAUUGGGCGAGAAAGGGGAAGACGAAUACUGUGAAUUGGAAACAGGAGAUGAAAUUAGUGUAUCGGAAACGAAGGAAGCGGGAAAGAAGCGACCAGUUCUCGAGACCAGUGAUAGUGAAGGAAAGGAGACCAAGAGAAACAAGAAGAGGAGCAAGAAGAAUGUCGAGUUCGAGGAGCUACCAGUCUCUACUGCUUCCAUGAACAUGACUAAGAAGGAAAGAAGAGAAUAUCUUGACCAGCUUCGUGCAGAAAACCAGAGGCUCUUGCGAGAAACUAGAGAUGCUGCCUUUGAACCCGUCCCUCUUGUCCGAAAGCCCAUUUCGUCUGUCUUGGAGAAAAUUCGACGAAGAAAAGAGGAGAUUACAAAGCAAUUCCUUAGCAGGAAGAAAUCCAAAUCUAUUGGCAUAUGUGACAGUACUUAUAGGGAGGAUGUGAAUGAUUUUGAGGAAGUUGUAGCCGAAGAGGAGAAUGAAGAUAUGAAUUUGAAAUUUACAAGCAAGCAAAACCCUGGAGAACAGGAUUGCUUGGAAGACUCUACAGGUCCAUCGGGGAAAUCUGACAGUCCCUCUAACAAGAAAGCUGAAAGUAACCCUACUCAUCAGGAUCCAUCUAACUCUGGAGAUGAACUUCUAGAGAAGGCGUCAAGCAGAUCUUUGGAAGAAGUAAUGACACCAUCGGUACUUGCCAUGAACCUCAAACUGAACCCGUCCCCUGCACCAAACAAAUCUUCUGAAGAAGCAAAGAACAUUAAGGAAAAUUCUGAUCCUGAGACUGAUUAUUCAUCUCCUGGGGACCCGGUUAGAAAAUUUAUUGAUGAGGAUGCUGAAGAGGAAGAUAACAGUGACAAUGAUUUACUCCGUUUUGAGGAUGAGGAUGAAGACGAGGAUGAAGAAGAUGACGAUCUCAGGGAUAUGAUUGUCAGUCAAUUUAAGGAAGAUCCAACUGAUAAAGAUAGACGUAAUGAACUACAUCAGAAGUGGCUCGAGCAACAAGAUGCGGCAGGGACAGAGAAGCUCUUACAGAAGCUAAAACGUGGUUUGCAGCAGGACGAAACAUCUUUGUCUGCAGAUGAAGAUCACGAUGCUGAUGAUGAAGAGAGGGAUGAAGAUGCUGAUGAUGAGGAAGUGCAAAAACCUGAAGGCAAUGAAGAUGAAGAUGAAGAUGAUCCGUGUCAUGCAAAUUCCAUGCGAAUGAACAUAAAGAAAAUAAAGGAAAUGAUUCCUUUAAUGUUCACAGAUGAAGAUGACGUCUAUGUGUCAUCUGACGAUGAGGAAAUGGAAAAGAAGCUCAUGCAACAGCGAUUGUACAAGAAAAUGGAACAAAAGACCAAGUUUUCAUCAUCUACCGCGGAUGAAAACUCUGAGGAAAUUCUUCGCCACAUCAAGAAGCCUGAGAUCGUAAAGAAGGCAAAACCUACUUCUUUUAAAGAGAGGGCACUCAUGGGAAUAAACAAAAACCCCGCUGCAUCCAAGUCAUCCUUCUUGGGUAGACUUACAAAGAGCUCCAUAUCAGAAGGAUCUCGCAAGCGUGGAUCAAAUAUUGUACGUGGCUAUAUAUUCGAACGUGAUGACAGUAACAGCAAAAGCUCAAACUCAGCGCCAGAGGAACCUUCAGUUCCAGAGACGAUUAUUCAAGAAAAGAGCCAACCAAGAAGAGCUCCGGCAAAAUUCACCGCCUCACAGACACAGGAGAGAUCAGCAACAUUACAGGCGACGGCGGUGGAGCAGGAGAAGAGCUCGAGGCAACGAACAACCUUGUACGAGAUUCUAAAAAUGUCUUCAAAGAAAGCUUGCUUCACAACAGGCGAGACAGUGAUAAGCAGCAGCCACACUGAGUCUAUGUUUGCUGCAUUCAAAUUGGAUAAGAAACUAGUGAAGACUACGAAUUCACAAGGAAAGAGAUGAAAUAAGUUAAAGCAAAAGAUAGAAGAACUUUGGCAAUGUGUUUUGGAAGAAUCCAGGGUUUUGUCUUACUAGUGGCAAUGAAACUGCACGUGUGAUGAACAUGAAUCACCGGAUCAUGUCGCUUUGUGUUUGUGUGGCCGCCCUAAACGGCGGUAGGACCGUGCGUUUUGGGCCUUUCCUCGUCAGAUUCAGUAGUCACUCUCAAAGUACAUAGGGUAUUACUGUAACUACAUAGACUUUAG